GCGACAUCGAAAUUUCAUGAAUAAAGCUUGCUUCGUGUCAAAAUUGAAUUCGUUGUAACUAGGCUAAAAAAGUGUUCUGUUGAAACCUCGGUGAAGUAAUUUAAGUUUAAUUAUUUUAAGAGUAUUUAUCGUACUACAACUAUUGAUCCAAUACAAAAUGAAACGAGGUUAUGACUCCAUGAACUCGUCGAUCGAAAUUAGUUCCUACCGUGACCAACAUUUUAAGGGAUCCAGAAAUGAGCAGGAGAAGUUACUUCGAUCAUCUGCAACGCUUUACAUAGGAAAUUUGUCAUUUUAUACAACAGAAGAGCAAAUAUAUGAAUUAUUUUCGCGGUGUGGUGAUAUUAGGCGAAUAAUCAUGGGAUUGGACAAGUACAAGAAGACUCCUUGUGGAUUUUGUUUUGUUGAAUACUAUGCUAGAGAAGAUUCAGAAAACUGUAUGAGAUAUAUUAAUGGUACUAGACUAGAUGACAGAAUUAUUAGAUGUGAUUGGGAUGCAGGAUUCAUUGAGGGCCGCCAGUAUGGGCGUGGGAAAACAGGUGGACAGGUGCGGGAUGAAUAUAGAACAGACUAUGAUGGUGGGCGUGGAGGCUACGGUAAAAUUAUUGCACAGAAGAUCACCCCAAACACCAUAGAACGCCAAUGAUGGCAAAGCUGUUAUGCUGUGUUGUGUAAACUUAUGUUAUUUAAGUGUGAAAACAUCUUGAGAAAGACUGGAAUGGAAUGUAAUUUAAAUAGUCAUAAAACUCAUAAACUUUUUUUUAUAAGUAAAACAACAUUUUUUAUUAAGAAAUAUUUAUUAAAAUCUCAUAUAAGCAUUUAAACAACUACAUGCAUAAAUAUUUCAUAAGAAAAAGAUAAGACAACUUAAACCUAUGUUUUACAAAAUGAUGAACUAUAUGCAACCAUAUAGGAAUGAAUUACAAUUCGCAACUUUGAUAAUAUGCACUGUUAACAACAUUAACCCUUGGACCACCAUGAAACUACGCAACAAGAUCAUUACAUUCAUUCGGUAUCAAUGUAUGUCACUACUUUUAAUAUAGGUACAGUUUAAGGUGGCCCAAGGUUUAAUUUGGUAAAGUUUAAUACUGUACAGUAUAUUAGAAAGUCAAAAGGUGCAAAUAUUCAAUAUGAACAUGUGAAAUAACAAUAACAGAUGUAAUAUUACAUGUUUUUUUAACAUUAAAGACAUUUAAUAAAUCGCUGGAACACUA
This is a messenger RNA of Leguminivora glycinivorella, 1214 nucleotides long. It is a transcript of the gene Cbp20, whose product is annotated as nuclear cap-binding protein subunit 2. Gene Ontology annotation, cellular component: nuclear cap binding complex. Gene Ontology annotation, biological process: mRNA cis splicing, via spliceosome. Lineage: Eukaryota; Metazoa; Arthropoda; Insecta; Lepidoptera; Tortricidae. Gene Ontology annotation, molecular function: RNA cap binding. Bases 158 to 646 code for a protein of 162 amino acids. The transcript has 4 exons. The record is from RefSeq and is a predicted model, not a curated record.